ACUUGUCAAAGAUCGUGUAUCAAUGACAGGAUCUUUUUGCUGGGUUUAAAAACCUGCUGAAAAAAAACACACAACUUGUCAAAGGUCCUCUAAAUGUGACACGAUGCUCUUCUGUGAAUUAUUUUGGACCAAUGCUGCAAUGAUCUUCAUGUUUUUUCCUUUUGUUUGAGGUGAAAAAGGCCCAAAGAGUUCCUGGUGUCCUAGAUGUUGGACAUAGAUGCACACCUGCUGUGCGUCCAUGUGCGAGUACAAAGGCAGCAAAGUGUGAUGUCGACACAAACAAGUCUUUGCAUUCAUGAAUGACGUAAUUCCUCAUAAGAAGUUGAUCCACGGUAAAUCCCGGCAGGUUGUUGCAUGCAGGACCAGCAGGAAGGACGCGAGACCAGCAGGGAGGACUCGGCCGACGACACGAAGCAGAUCAAAAAAGCACAAGAAAAAGGAAAAGCAACAAAGUCAGCGACGGGACUCAAAGCAGGAAAACCGAUCCAGACUCCGGACUCUCCUUUGGAGAUCUUCAUCAUCUGUGCACAAGGAGUCUGCAGAUUCUUCCACACACCAAAAGACAACACUGACACAGGAGUCAGGGCAGAGGAGCACAGAAAGUGAGAGGGGAGAGGCCUCUACUGGAAAGUAAAGUGCAGCCGAGCAAUCCAUGGUGUCGGUCGUGUUCCAUAAAAUACACACAACGCAGAGGAAAAGACCACCGGUUACACUUGGUGCGGUACGACCCGUUGCAUCGCCGAACAGCGCUCGUCUGGUGCCCGGGAAAGCUGCUGGAGUUUCCCGCCCGCUGCACUCGGCUGCUCCUCCCUCCCUCUCCCUUCCUGUCGCCGAGGACAACGAGAACGCAUCACCGAGAUGGAGAGAUAUUCAAGACGAUGGAACCUGAGACUGCAUGGUGUGGCCGAGCGUGUGGAGGACAGAGAUGUACGUGAAGAGGUGAUCCGAGUUUGCCAGGCCCUGCUGCCAUCUGAUGCUGAACGGCUCCCGAAUGUUAUCGACACCGUGCACCGCGUUGGAGUGAAGAAGCCGAAAGGACAUUCAGCAGAUCUUGGGCCGGUUAUCUCCACGCCAUCUGGAAGUGAUGGAGGCAUACAUGUAUGAGAAGGAAGAGGCCGGAAUCAUCGCCCAGAUGGAGAAGCAAGAGGCCCAGAAGGAGAUUGACGAAUUAAAAGAGGCCGUACUCUUCGCCUUGAUGGAGAAGCAAGAGGCCCAGAAGGAAAGACAUUCAGCAGGUCUUGGACCUGUUAUCUCCACGCCAUCUGGAAGUGAUGGAGGCAUACAUGUACGAGAAGGAAGAGGCCGGAAUCUUCGCCCAGAUGGAGAAGCAACAGGCCGGAAUCCUCGCCCAGAUGGAGAAGCAACAGGCCGCACGCCUCGCCCGGACGGGGAAGCAAGAGGCCCAAAAAGAAAAUGAGCAGCCGUGCCAGCAACUUGAGGGUUCCAGGUUCGAUCCCCACUUUCACCAUCCUAGUCACUUCCGUUGUGUCCUUGGGCAAGACAGGUGCACGUCUUCGCAGGUGGGAGGGGCCAAUCCCCAUAAAAGCAUAGAAUUGAUAAAAAGCAACCAAACAUUUUGUCAAUCAUUUUUUAUUGACUACAAUGUGGGACAGCAGCAGCACUCAACCCAUGGUACCUGUCAAGUCAAAGUACAGAGCAGCACAAACACCACUGAUUUGUAGAGCACACUCCAGGCCUGAAGGGGCAACAGUGAGAGCUGAACAUCUCCACCUGCUUCCAACAGAUUGGUGUGAUUGAAUUCACCUGUUCAUCUGCUCAGAGUACAUGCUCAAAAUGUUUGAGCUCCAGUCAGUCACCCCUUUUUGACAUGCUGCUAAGAGGAAGGAAGACAGCUCCUGUGUGGACUCACAAGACGCAACUGGUGAAAAAGGCCCAAAGAGUUCCUGGUGUCCUAGAUGUUGGACAUAGAUGCACACCUGCUGUGCGUCCAUGUGCGAGUACAAAGGCAGCAAAGUUGUUGCAUGCAGGACCAGCAGGAAGGACGCGAGACCAGCAGGGAGGACGCAGGACCAGCAGGACCAGCAGGAAGGACGCAGGACCAGCAGGAAGGACGCGAGACCAGCAGGACCAGCAGGGAGGACUCGGCCGAGGACACGAAGCAGAUCAAAAAAGCACAAGAAAAAGGAAAAGCAACAAAGUCAGCGACGGGACUCAAAGCAGGAAAACCGAUCCAGACUCCGGACUCUCCUUUGGAGAUCUUCAUCAUCUGUGCACAAGGAGUCUGCAGAUUCUUCCACACACCAAAAGACAACACUGACACAGAGGACAACAUGAGCACUGGAAGGUUCCCAAGUGGAGGCAGAGACAAGUACAGGCUGCACAUGGUGACGUGGAACGUGGCCACCGCGGAACCCCCUGAUGACGUCACCUCGCUGCUCCAACUGGACGUACAACCCCCCACCGACCUUUACGUGAUCGGGCUGCAGGAAGUGUGCGCCACGCCCGUCAGGUUCAUCUCAGACCUGAUGGCGGACGACUCGUGGAGCCACGUCUUCAUGGACACGCUGGCCCCGCGAGGAUUCGUCAAGGUGGCGUCAAUGAGGAUGCAGGGUUUGUUGUUGUUGGUCUUUGCCAAACAAGCCCACAUUCCUUACAUCCGAGACAUCCAGACCACCUUCACCCGCACCGGAAUCUUCGGCUACUGGGGCAACAAAGGUGCGGUGUCUGUGCGCUGUUCCUUCUACGGCCACAAGGUGUGCUUCCUCAACUGUCACCUGGCGGCGCACAUGAACUACGCCCUGCAGCGCGUCGACGAGUUCGAGCACAUCCUGGAGACGCAAGACUUUGACGUCGCCGACACGCCACGAGUGCUGGACCACAAGCUGGUCUUUUGGUUUGGAGACCUGAACUUUCGUAUCGCAGAUCACGGCUUGCACUUCCUGCGCUCGUCCAUCAACGGCGGCCGUGUUAACCUGCUAUGGGACAAAGACCAGCUGAUCAGCAUGAAGAAGAAGGAGGCGUUCCUACAGGAGUUUGAGGAAGGGCCACUGAAUUUCAAGCCCACCUACAAGUUUGGUCGUAACUCUGACGCCUAUGACAUCAGCGCUCCAAAAUCAUGUGGCAAGAAAAGGAAGCCAGCCUGGACAGACCGCAUCUUGUGGCGCAUCAAACCCAAGAACGUGCCGUUGGACGACGACGACGACAAGGCGUCCGCCUCUACAGAGGACGACCUGGACGAGUACCCCCUAGUGGUCAGCCAGGACAAAUACACCAGCGACAUGAGCUACGGCGUCAGCGACCACAAGCCUGUCAUGGCCAGCUUCAGCUUGGAGCUGAGGAAACACUUUGACACUGCGCUGGUCCAUGUGUCUCCGGAGGGUGUUUGGAGCGCCGACCACGAUGCUCUUCUCAACUACACGGUCCAGGAAGACUUCAUGUCCUCAACAUGGGACUGGAUCGGCCUCUACAAGGUGGGGUUCAAGAGUGCGAGCGACUACGAGACGUUCGUUUGGGUUCGUGAGGACGAGCUGCCGGAGACUGACGAAAUCAUCCAGGUAUCAGUGGAUAAAGACGACAUUCCUCUCCUGGGAGGACACUUUGUGUUAGGCUACUACAGCACAAACAUGCAAAGCAUCAUCGGCCUCAGCGCCAACUUCCAGAUCUUGGAAUCCAAGCGUGCCGUCAUGGAGGGCCUCGUUCCAGAGAACGCCAACGGACUCACCAAAUAAACAGCAACUCACUCCAGUGUCUUAUAUCAUUUCAUGUCGAUUUAGUUGAACACACACCUUCUUGUAACAAAUAGCCUUCGAGUAAAUCAUCAAAUAAAAAUGCCAAACUAAGUAAAAAGGUAGUGUUGGAUUGGUUUUGCCUCAGAUUUUUUUGGAUUUGAAUAAUGACAAUAUUAAAGACAUGAUCACGAAUAAUCAUGAAAGAAUGAUGUUAACUAUACUUAAUGGUAAUUUCAGCAUAAAUUAAGUGAUUUUAGCCUUUCCGUUUGCAUGUUAUUAGUCAAGUUGUGUGGCUGUUA
Molecule: messenger RNA, 3988 nt
Organism: Entelurus aequoreus (snake pipefish)
Lineage: Eukaryota; Metazoa; Chordata; Actinopteri; Syngnathiformes; Syngnathidae
Product: inositol polyphosphate 5-phosphatase K-like
Exons: 22
Coding region: 1917-3689 (590 amino acids)
Biological process (GO): negative regulation of glycogen biosynthetic process; negative regulation of insulin receptor signaling pathway; phosphatidylinositol dephosphorylation
Cellular component (GO): endoplasmic reticulum; ruffle; plasma membrane
Molecular function (GO): phosphatidylinositol-4,5-bisphosphate 5-phosphatase activity; inositol bisphosphate phosphatase activity; phosphatidylinositol-3,4,5-trisphosphate 5-phosphatase activity
Source: RefSeq, a predicted model, not a curated record